Molecule: messenger RNA, 769 nt
Organism: Salvia splendens (bonfire salvia)
Lineage: Eukaryota; Viridiplantae; Streptophyta; Magnoliopsida; Lamiales; Lamiaceae
Exons: 4
Coding region: 89-583 (164 amino acids)
Cellular component (GO): mitochondrion
Source: RefSeq, a predicted model, not a curated record
UAAAUUAAACAGAAUAAAAGCGAAAAUCCUCUCUUCUGAAGGUGUCUAAACACCAUUUUCUCUCUCUAAGCACCAAUCCGCCAUAGCUAUGGGUUUUGGAGCCCUAAGAUCCAUGAUCCGACCCGUAUCCAGAACCCUCUCACCCGUCUCUCACUUCUCUCCAGCAGCUAGAACUAGGGGUGGGUAUAUGAAAAUUCAAACAGUUACCUUACCGAAAUCUUUCGGUAGGUACCCAAAGCGUAGGCCCGUAGACAAGCCGCGCCGCAAGAGAGCAAGCUUGAAACCCCCAGGUCCGUAUGCGUGGGUGAAAUGUGUUCCUGGGGAAACUAUACUCCCCAAUCAGCCGAAUCAGGGGAGUGUGAAGAGAAGGAAUGAGAAGAAGAGGAUGAAACAGCAUCGUGCAUUCAUAAAGUCGGAAAGAAAGAUACGCAGAGGUCAGGUGCAGGAGGCCAAGAGGAAGAAGCUUACCCUAAGGGUGGAGCAUAAGAUGGCUGCAGUUGCAAGAGAGAGAGCCUGGGAAGAAAGACUAGUCGAACUCAAACGGAUCGAAGAGGAGAAGAAGCAUCAAGCAGCUAUGAGUUGAUGGCUCUCUGUCUGUAUCAUAUGAAAGCACCAUUCUCUUUUGGAAUACUAUGAAAAUUUAAAAUUUCAACGGUUUUAGCAUCAUUUGUUUUAGGUGCAGACGUUUCAAUAAUUCCUGCGAGAUUUUGCAAUCAAUAUUACUUUUACCGGUGAUAAUUGUAAUGAAAAAAUCAUUUACCAAUUUUAA